UUGGUUGGUGCGAUACAUGGAGCAACGGAGGUUACAAGCCAUAGACUUGUUCAGCUGAUGUUCUGUUUUAGCUAAUCUUGUGUCUGGAAAGAUGGGGAUAUCAGAUUUGUCCAUGGACACAGUUACCGGCCCUGUGGUGGACCUCUCAGCCCAGGCCCUGCAGAAAUUAGAGGCCACUUUCUGCUGCUCCGAAGACACACACACACUCAUCCUGGACCGCAAUCACAUCAUGAAGCUGGACUACCUGGAGAGGAGUCCGAGCAUCCAGCAGCUAUCAGUCGCCAGUAACCGCUUGGUGCGGAUGAUGGGCGUGUCCAGACUGACGGAUCUGAGGGUUCUCAACCUGCCCAACAACAGCAUCGGCUACAUCGAGGGCCUCCGGGACCUGCCCCACCUGGAGUGGCUCAACCUGGCCGGCAACAACAUCAAGGUCGUUGAGCAGCUCGACAGCUGUGUAGCUCUUCAGCACCUGGACCUGUCAGACAAUAACAUCUCAAACAUCGGUGGUCUGACCAAGCUGAUGGCCCUAAAGACACUCCUGCUUCACGGGAACAGCAUCACAACAUUACGCACAGUCCCCGGCCAUUUGCCCGCCCGCCUCGCCAUCCUAUCGCUGGCUGAGAACGAGAUAAGGGACCUCAACGAGGUCUCCUACCUGACCGCUCUCCACGACCUAGAGCAGCUGUCCAUCAUGAGCAACCCUUGCGUCAUGGCAACGCCUUCGUUGCCAGGAUUCGACUACCGGCCGUAUGUCAUGAGCUGGUGCCUCAGCCUGAAGAUUCUGGACGGUUUCGUGGUGUCACAGAAAGAAGGUUUAAAGGCAGAAUGGCUGUACAGCCAGGGUAAAGGACGCACGUAUCGCCCAGGGCAACAUGUACAGCUGGUGCAGUAUCUGGCCACCGUUUGCCCUUUGACCUCCUCGCCAGCCCUGGAGACAGCGGAAGACGCCAAACUGGAGAAGAUCCUCAGCAAGCAGAAGCUUCAUCAGAAGCAGCUGCAGCAGCAGACCCAAGGAGGCUUCCCCUACCCUGCACGCCCCACCCAGCUAGAUGUGGAGACACACAGCCCCCUCUCAGCAGGCCCACCAGGGGGAGCAAGAGAGGCAGAUGCACCCAGUGCGCCUCCACCUGCACCUCCAGACAGACAGACAGAGCCGUCCGUACAGGUGAACACCUGGCUGGGUGGCGACUGCUCCAACAUGGCUGCCCCAGUGGUCCGCAGCCCCCGGGCUGUCGAGGAGCGUCUGUACCUGGAGGACGUGCAGACGGACGAGUACAAGCUUAACGGCAGCCUGCUCACCUCUGAGUCCACCUUCCUGCCCUUCAGCACAGAGCUUGACCCCAACGCCGUCCGCUCUGACAGCGAGGACGAGACCGAGACGUUUGAGCCCGACUCCCUCGCGCCAGAACACCCACCUCGACCGAGAAGGACCCCUACUAAAAAGAUCCAGCAGACGGAGGUGGAACUUGGACAGGAGCGAGAGAAGGAGAGGGAAAAUGAGAGGGAGAGGAAAGAAGAAAGAGGGCUUGAAGUGGCUAUUGACAGUCACCUGCACAAUACAUCCAAUUCAACCAUCGGUCAACCCAUAGCAGCAGACAGCCAAUUACAAUCGCCUCUGAAUCAAGCAACAAGCUCAGACUGCCUCGCAGUGGAAGUGAGGACGGGGCCUAAACAGGAAGAAGUGUCGACGCGUCCCUCUGAUAGGUUGACCCAGUGUGUGGAGGACAGGGCGGCAUUGAGGAUUCAGGCAUGGUGGAGGGGGCUGUACACUCGUCACUGCCUCCCGCUGGUCAAAGAGGUGCGCCACGAGAUCCGUCUCCACAGGAUGCAAGAACACAUCGUCUUCCUGUCAGGAGAGCUUGAGAGGGUGCAGAAGCAGUACGAAGAAGAGAGACUACAGAGACUGAUCCAAGAGGAAGCGGUCAAGUUCUUGUGGAAACAGUUCCAGUCCAUGCAGCAGUGGCAGCGCUCGGUCGAGGCGCAGCUAACCAGCGUGACACAUGCUGUGCCGUCAGCCCCGGCACCUGGUUCCUCCUCCGCCCCUGCCCUCCAGCUCCUCCUGCCUGUGGCCUCCAGUACUGCAGGACCAGCCUGCCCGGCCACAGACCUCUCCUUCCCAGAUUCCGGCUUCCAGUCCACAAGCGAAAACCGGGCGGCACUAGAAGACAGCCUCCUCAGCAGUGGAACAGGGGAUUCCUUGGAGACGGUGCGAGCGCUGGCAGUGGGCGGGUUGAAACCCGGGCGUGGCGCGGUAGGGGAGGACAGCCCAGACUGCAGUCUGCUGGAGCAGUACCUCUCCUCGGUCCAGCAGAGAGAACAGGAAGCAGAGGACGGGGCUGCCAGCGACAGAACAGAGACCCCACAGCCCCCCUCCUCACCCCUCUCCUUGACUGGAACGCCUCAAGCACAGUCACUCCCUCAGAGUGGAUUGGAGAGGGAAGAUAAAGACUGUCAUCAGGAAGGCACAAGCCCUGUAUGAAUUUCACCCUCCUUGAAGCAGUCUCUGAGAUAAUAGGAUUUGAUUGGGACUUCUCUACACACAACGGUGCCCCAUUCAGUCAUUUUAGAUAAUUUAUUUAUCCAAGCAAGGAGAAAGACUGUCGCUACAGCUAUCCUGUUUCCCCUAAUGGACUCUGAGUGAACAGGGGCACAUUGUAGCCUGACAGCCAAGCUGUGCUGCAGCAUCUGUGAAUAUACAGUUUAUCCCCCAUUUGAGAAUAUAAUGCCUUAGUAUUGUUGAAAAUGAGUGAUUGUAAAUAUGUGUCAAAGUGAGGUCCUUGUCAGGAUAAGAGUUCAGAAGCUCCAAAGGACGUUUCCAGAUGUGAACAAUGUGUGUGUCGAAUGUGUAGAUUAUCUUUAGGUAAAACUUUAGGUAAAAUAGGAGACGUUUUAAUGGUAUUUAAUCAGUUUGUUGAUAUUACGUGAUACAAUCUCAAAUGUACGUUUGUAAAAUAAAGCA
Hypomesus transpacificus is the source of this 2959-nucleotide messenger RNA. It is a transcript of the gene cep97, whose product is annotated as centrosomal protein 97. The record is from RefSeq and is a predicted model, not a curated record. Bases 92 to 2479 code for a protein of 795 amino acids. Lineage: Eukaryota; Metazoa; Chordata; Actinopteri; Osmeriformes; Osmeridae. The transcript is spliced from 11 exons. Gene Ontology annotation, molecular function: protein binding.